AUGAGUAUUGCAACCAGUGUCCAUAAAGUUUCAGUCCAAAACGAAACAAAUGUAUUUUACAGAGAAGCUGGGUCACCAAAUAAACCAACUAUUUUGUUGCUUCAUGGUUAUCCAACUUCUUCUAACAUGUUUAGAAAUUUGAUUCCGCUUCUUGCCCCACACUUUCAUGUUAUUGCACCUGAUAUCCCAGGCUUUGGCUUUACAGAAUUACCAUCGUCAUAUAAGUAUGACUUUGCCAACUUGGCUGAUACAAUUGAUUUGUUUGUGCAAGCUUUAAAACUCAAGAAGUUUGCUAUUUAUAUCUUUGAUUAUGGUGCUCCUGUUGGGCUCAGGUUAGCCCUCAAAGAUCCUACCAGAAUUACUGCAAUUGUGUCACAGAAUGGUAAUGCCUAUGAGGAGGGUAUCGACGAUAGGUUUUGGAAACCAAUUAGAGAAUAUUGGAAAACUGACGAACACAACGCUCAAUUUGUCGAUGCCCUUUCAAAAUUUAUCGAAGACCCUGUAAAUAUUGUUAGUCAAUAUGUACAUGGCGUUAAAACCCCAGAUUCUAUUGAUCCAGGUGCGUAUCUACUUGAUGAAGCUCUUUUAAAGAGAUCUGGACAAACGGCAAUUCAACUAGGUUUGUUCUACGAUUACAAGACUAAUGUUGAUUUGUAUCCACAAUUUCAAAACUUCUUGAGAGGUUCAAAUAUUCCAGUUCUUUUAGCGUGGGGUAAGAAUGACAUUAUUUUCAAUGUUGAUGGAGCCGAAGCUUAUAAAAGAGAUGCAAAAAAUUUGAAAAUUGUGUACUUUGAUACGGGACAUUUUGCUCUUGAAAGUCAUGUCGAAGAAAUUUCUAAAGAAAUUGUUGAAUUUGUGGUUCCCCAGCUUUAA
Messenger RNA from Debaryomyces fabryi, 873 nucleotides. RefSeq names its product alpha/beta fold hydrolase. The record is from RefSeq and is a predicted model, not a curated record. The transcript has a single exon. Lineage: Eukaryota; Fungi; Ascomycota; Pichiomycetes; Serinales; Debaryomycetaceae. Gene Ontology annotation, molecular function: epoxide hydrolase activity. The coding region runs from base 1 to 873 and encodes 290 amino acids.